ACACAACUCGAAACCUGAUCUGUGAUUCGUGAUUCGUGAUCGUGAUCAGUGACUGAUCAGUGAUCAAUUUGUGUGAUUUGUGUGUGAUCCAGAUCCAAUUGAGAUCACACGAUCCAGCAUCGUGCUCUCCCCUUAUCUAAUCUCUCCCUCAUUCUUCUCAUUCUGCUUUGAAAAUUCUAAAAUUCAAAUUUUUGAAUUUUGAGUGCUUUUUUCGUUACCCAGUCUAGUGUUUAUGAUAUUUUUUUGGCAAAUUUACUCUCCGUACAAAAUAUUCAGAUUGUAGAACGCAAUGGGAUUCAGAAAAAGAUCGAAGAAAAAUAAAAAUAAAAAGAACCCGAGCCAGCAGAGGGAUCCAAAUGAACGUGGACCUAGCUACAGUGAAAUAGUUAGAGAAAAUCAAGACUUCGAAAAUUACUACAAAGGACAGAAAGUAUGCCCCGAAGAGGAAUGGGACGGAAUGCUGAAAGCGUUAAGAUCAGAUUUACCUACUGGUUUUCGAAUCACCAGUUACCCAAAAUAUGAGGCUGAAGCAUUGCUUUCUCUGGUAGAAAGUGUUUACUUCAAAGAUCUGAUGGCUUCUAAAGAUGAUGAUGCGGUUGCAAAGAAACCGUUUUGUUUACCAUGGUAUCCCGAUCGUUUAGGAUGGCAAAUUCAGCUAUCUAGAAAUGACAUCAGAAAGUCAGAAAUAUACUCACGUUUGCACAAUUUUUUGAUAUCCGAAACCGAAGGUGGUAACAUCAGUAGACAAGAAGUAGUUAGCAUGAUUCCGCCGAUUUUAUUAGAUGUUCAAGCUCAUCAUAAAGUUUUGGAUAUGUGUGCUGCUCCAGGAUCUAAAACUGCGCAGUUGAUUGAGCGACUCCAUACAACUUCUUCCAAAGAAGUUCCAGAUGGUGUUGUUGUUGCGAAUGAUAUAGAUAAUAACCGUUGUUAUAUGUUGGUUCAUCAAGCUAAAAGGCUAAAUAGUCCUUGUACGAUUGUUACGAAUCACGAUGCUUCCAUUAUGCCCAAUUUUUUUAUUGAAAAUCCAGAUAAAACUACUUCAGUUAUGAAAUUUGAUCGUGUAUUAUGUGAUGUACCGUGUACUGGGGAUGGUACUAUGAGGAAAAAUCCCGAUAUUUGGACUAAAUGGAAUGCUGCUAAUGGAAAUAAUUUGCACGGAGUACAAAUACGAAUAUUGAAACGAGGCUUGGAAAUGUUGGCUAUUGGAGGAAGAUUGGUUUAUUCUACAUGUUCCCUUAAUCCAAUCGAAGACGAAGCUGUCAUACACAGAUUGUUGUCAGAAGCUGAAGAUAGCGUUAGGCUUGUCGAUGUUACGAGUAUGUUACCCGGAUUGAAAUUCAGCCACGGUAUGACUCAUUGGUUACCCGCUUCAAAAGACAUAACAUUUUAUAAGAAUUUCGAAGAAGUUCCUGAAAAAUGGCAUAGUACUGUUAGGCCUGUAAUGUUCCCUCCUAAGCCGGAAGAUAUUUCAAAAUAUAAUUUAGAAAGAUGUAUACGAAUUUUACCUCAUCUACAAGAUACCGGAGGAUUUUUCGUAGCUGUUUUGGAAAAGUUAAAGCCACUUCCGUGGGAAGCUCAAUUGAAAAUUACGAACGAUGCAACAACCAAUGAUACCGAACAAGAAAGUAGCCAGGCUCCAGUUAUUGAGAAAAGACGCCCUAACAAAAGAAUAAAAUUAGGUUUCAAGGAAGACCCCUUUGUUUUCUUCAAGGAUAAUGAAGAAGUUUGGUCAUCUAUUAGCGAAUUUUAUGAUAUUAAAAAUGACGAUAUUGUUCCAAAGUGCCUAUUAACUCGCUGCGAAGUAGGCAAGAAGAAAAAUAUUUACUUGUGCUCUCCGUUCGUUCGUCAGAUUAUCGCGAAUAAUCAAAAACGAAUUAAGAUUAUUAAUAGUGGCGUUAAAGUUUUUGUACGAUGUGAUAAUAGAUCAAUGGGAUGCUCAUUCAGAGUAGCUCAAGAGGGAUUAUUAAAUAUACAAUCAAUUUUUGGUGAAAAACGAAUUCUUGAGACCAAUAAGGAAGAUUUUAUCAAAAUUCUACAACAUAAUGAUCCUAAUCAUCCGCUGCCUACAACGGAAUUGGACCCAGAAACUCAGAAAGUUUUCGAACGAAUAGGUAUUGGAAGUAUAAUCAUUAAAUUAAUAGAUGAAAAACUACCUAUUCACUUGGUCGGUUGGAAAGGUAAUUGUUCGAUUCGAGCUUAUAUUACAGUAUUGGAUAGUACUCAUUAUUUGAGAAUUUUAGGCCAAGAUGUUUCGAAAUUUGAAACUAACAAAUUUAAAAAGCCAGAGACCGUUGAAGAUACUAAAACGCUUGAAAGCAAUGAAAAUGCUGAGCAGAACGAUAUGGAGACCGAAACUACGACCUCAUGAUAGUUUUUCUCUGAUUGACUAUUCGACUUGAGAGUUAUGAUGAGAUAUAAUUUUCUUAUAUUUUUCAAUAAAACAUUUUAUCUUAA
This is a messenger RNA of Planococcus citri (citrus mealybug), 2454 nucleotides long. RefSeq names its product tRNA (cytosine(34)-C(5))-methyltransferase Nsun2 (gene Nsun2). Gene Ontology annotation, molecular function: tRNA (cytidine-N5)-methyltransferase activity; tRNA binding. The transcript is spliced from 15 exons. Bases 290 to 2368 code for a protein of 692 amino acids. The record is from RefSeq and is a predicted model, not a curated record. Gene Ontology annotation, cellular component: cytoplasm; nucleus. Gene Ontology annotation, biological process: tRNA methylation. Lineage: Eukaryota; Metazoa; Arthropoda; Insecta; Hemiptera; Pseudococcidae.